AAGACGGGGGAGGACGAGAAAAGGAGGGCGAGAGGGGGUGAGAGAUAAGGGAGAGCUUGAAUCUGGACCGUCGGAUGGAACCGGUACUCGGAUCUUAGCCGUCGAUUAACGUUUCUCGUCGUGGCCCGCGGGUCCGGUGCUCGGACAGUCGAGCUCCGCCCCAUUUUCCGGCCAGAUCUCCGUCGCCGGGUGUCAGAUCCGCCCGAUAUCCCGGAUCCGUCGCUCGUUUGGUUGGGGGUCUGAUAUUUUCUUUGACAGGUUUUGAUUCUUUACAUCAAUCCUUAAGCAAUGGCUACCUCUCAGUAGGGGAGAUCAGACCGUCUUUUUUGCUUUCAUUCCUUGCUCGACACUGCUUUUAAGGAACUGGUAGUUUUCCAACAUCCAUUGCUCGCUUCAUGGUCGAUCGUGCACCAUAUCUUCUUCUCUCUGUAACUGCAUCAGCCUCUGCGUUCGGCGUGCACCCAAGGGAGAAGAAGAGAAAGAGGAAGUCCAUCCUACUUGCUUCUGCCUCUCACUUUGAUAACCCAGCAUCCUCCCCACUCCAUGUCUCCUAACGUGGACAGCCCUGUUCAAACCCAGAUGGCGGUUGCAGUCUUGAAUCACACCUUCAGCAGUGACUACCCUGGAAACCCCAAAAGUGAAGGAAAGCCAGGUGCACGGAGGCGUGUGUUUGUCCAGACAGAGACAGGCUUUGUCUUGGGCAUUGAACUGGAUCGCGAGGACAAUGUCCACACUGUGAAAAGGAGAUUACAGCUAGCUCUCAAUGUGCCAACCGAGGAGAGUUCUCUCACAUUUGGUGACCUCGUGUUGAAAAAUGAUCUUAGUGCUGUGCGAAAUGAUUCCCCAUUGCUACUCACAAGGAAUUUCCUGCACAGGAGUUCCUCCACUCCAUGCCUAUCACCGACUGGGAAGGACCUUCAGCAAUGGGAUCAGAGUGGUCCAAUUGAAAUUUUAGGAUGUUCAAGCCACUGUAAUAAGAUAAAACUACUUGUUAAGGAUGCUGUGAAGGCUAUUAACAGUGGUAUUGAUCCGAUACCAGUUCACAGUGGGCUUGGUGGUGCAUACUACUUCCGGAACAAAAAAGGUGUGAACAUUGCCAUUGUGAAGCCCACAGAUGAGGAGCCAUUUGCACCAAAUAAUCCAAAAGGGUUUGUUGGGAAAUCCCUUGGGCAACCAGGGCUGAAAAGGUCUGUGCGAGUUGGUGAGACUGGGUUCAGGGAGGUUGCAGCAUACCUCCUGGACUAUAAUCACUUUGCCAAUGUCCCUCCAACAGCCCUUAUCAAGAUCACACAUUCAGUAUUUCAUGUGAAUGAAGGCAUUAACUGCAAUGGUAGUACUAAAUCUUACUGUACAAAGACAAAUGUUGCCAGCAAGAUUGCAUCAUUCCAGCAGUAUAUUUCUCAUGACUUUGAUGCUAGUGACCAUGGAACCUCAAGCUUCUCUGUGGUGGCUGUCCACAAGAUUGGGAUACUUGAUGUUAGAAUCUUCAACACGGACAGGCAUGCGGGAAACCUUUUGGUGAGGAAAAUUGAUGGUGGGGAUGGUAAGUUUGGGGCUCAGAUGGAAUUAAUUCCUAUAGAUCAUGGUCUCUGCUUACCCGAGAAUUUGGAGGAUCCUUAUUUUGAAUGGAUCCACUGGCCACAAUCAUCAAUCCCUUUCUCCGAGGAAGAGCUUGAGUACAUCGCCAACCUUGAUCCAGUGAGGGACUCUGAGAUGCUUCGCAUGGAGCUGCCUAUGAUCCGAGAAGCAUGCCUUCGGGUGUUGGUCCUCUCAACAAUUUUUCUCAAGGAAGCAGCUGCAUUUGGAUUUUGUCUAGCAGAGAUUGGUGAGAUGAUGAGCAGGGAAUUCAGAGGCAUGGAAGAGGAGCCAAGCGAGCUGGAGGUUGUCUGCAUAGAGGCAAGAAGGUUGGUGGCAGAAAGAGAAGUUUUUUCUCCUGAACCUGAUAAUGUAGAUGAUGAUAUGAUACAGUUUGACAUUGACUGCGAAGAUGCUCAUACAAUGACGCCAAAAGCAGCACCAUCCUGUAACUUUGGAUUCAAGGGGGGCAGUUCCAGAAAUCCACUUUCGAAGCUAGAGAGCUUGGAAGAGGAUGUUGGUGAUGACAACGAAGUUGGCAAUGUUGAAAAAAGUUCUUGCUCCCGCUCCCUAUCUGUUUGGGAUCAUCUUCCAAAAGUUUCGAAGUUAUCCACAUCAUUGAAGGGUGUUUGCAUUGCCGACAAAAGUCAGUGGUAUCCAGCUGGUGUCCCAAAAUUGAAGCCCUCUAGUAGUAAAACUAAUAUCGGUGGUGGGAGCAGCAGGUUUAAGGGUGGGUACGGGAGUGCAAAUGAGCAGCUUCCGGCAAGUGCUAGCUUCAUGAAGCUGUCAGACAUGGGAGAGUCAGAGUGGGCUGCAUUCCUUGAGAAGUUCCAGGAGUUGCUGCAAAAUGCAUUCCAUGGUCGGAAGUGUGGUGCUUCUGGCCUGAGGCAGAGGCAGAGGCUAGGCACUUCUUGCCAGUUUUGAGUAGGAGACAUAUGGAAGAUGCAACGUCUUGGUCGGUUGCUGUGAUCGUCUUUUAUGCUAUCACCAGUAGUGCAGAUAAUGGUGAAUGACAGAUUUAGAAUAAGAUCAUCGUGGGUCAAGGACAUAGUUUGGGGAUUCCGACUAAGGUGACCUUUCUUGUAUGUUGAGGUUGCUACAUCUUUGUGUAACUGUUACCAUGGUAUUCAAGUGUCUUUUAUUCGAAACA
Molecule: messenger RNA, 2725 nt
Organism: Musa acuminata AAA Group (dessert banana)
Lineage: Eukaryota; Viridiplantae; Streptophyta; Magnoliopsida; Zingiberales; Musaceae
Product: phosphatidylinositol 4-kinase gamma 7-like
Exons: 2
Coding region: 544-2499 (651 amino acids)
Source: RefSeq, a predicted model, not a curated record